Molecule: messenger RNA, 2550 nt
Organism: Colletotrichum gloeosporioides
Lineage: Eukaryota; Fungi; Ascomycota; Sordariomycetes; Glomerellales; Glomerellaceae
Exons: 2
Coding region: 1-2550 (849 amino acids)
Biological process (GO): regulation of transcription by RNA polymerase II; DNA-templated transcription
Cellular component (GO): chromatin
Molecular function (GO): DNA-binding transcription factor activity, RNA polymerase II-specific; RNA polymerase II cis-regulatory region sequence-specific DNA binding; zinc ion binding
Source: RefSeq, a predicted model, not a curated record
AUGGCGAGCCACCCUUCUCCAACCCAGCAUGGCGUUGCUGGCAACUACAAACGCGCCAGCCGAAAGGGCGCACCUCGACGAUUCGUGUGCGACCAUCCGGGGUGCGAGAAGUUGUACUCAAGGGCGGAGCAUCUGCAGAGACAUCAACUGAACCACAACCCUAAAGAGAUCUUCAUUUGCGACGUGCCGGGAUGCGACCAAAAGUUCGUUCGAGCUGACUUGUUGAGCCGACACAAGAAGCGACAUUCAUCUUCAUAUAUCCCCCGUAAUCGUGCACCAAGUUUCAGCACUUCCGCCGCCUCUAACGGCCUGCCUGGCGUCGCUGUGUCGUCGCCAACGGCUGCUGUUCCCGCCCGACCGGUAUUCCCUCAGCCAGUACAGCCAUCGUCGUCGGCCGGUCCGCACGAUGCGGCCAUCCUGCUGACUCCCGACUCUAACGCCACCCCAACGCCUACAACGGGCGCACCUAAUGCAUCAUUAACAGCCAGAGUUGGCCAACCAUCAACAUGGCCCUCAAUAGACGAUAUCUCCGUCAACAUGAUGCGCCCGAAAUCCGAUCUAUUCGGCCGGGACCAGCCGCCGAUACCCGCAGAAUCAUCGAUAAUGCCGUCUUUCAAUGCAAUGGACUUUCAAUCGGAUGAAGCACUAUCCCGAGAGAACUUUGCCGUCUGGUUGUUCGACCCUCAAGCAAGUUUCAGCGAUUUCAAUGGCGUCGCAAACCUCCCUUUCCUCGAGGGAGGCUUGGAAUCGACCUUCAACAACAAUAUUCACUAUGACUAUGAGUCUUUGACCAGCCGUUCACAACUAGACCCGACACCGCCAAGGCAAGUCGAUGUCAGCGAUGAACUCAUUGGUGAACACCGACGCCAGGAAGUCUUGAGAUGGCUGCAGGUCUUUCGUCAGAAACAACCGAAAUACGAGCAUCGCAUCAUCAACUUGGUGCAAGAAAGUGGUGGAGAUCUGCCCGCACUGAACCUCGACAUGAUGCGCGACUGUUUACAGGAGUACUGGAAGAACGUUUCACCAAGGCUACCCAUUGUCCAUCAACCGACAUUCGCAGCAAAUCGAUGUUCCAUCUUCCUACUAAUGGUCAUGAUUGCGCUAGGAGCGGCGUCUUUGAGCAGCAGAGACUCGACAGGAAACCUGGAGCAAUACGGCGGCUUUGCUGAUGUCGUUAUCUCCAGUGUUCGUUGGGAGAUCCUCACAGCUGAAGAGGCAUCACCGCCGGUCGGUCUGGCAAUUGCACAGUCACUACUACUCCUGGAGUUCUACGAGAAGAUGUUCUCGUCAAGGCGAUUCCAUGAGCGAGCCCACAUCUAUCACUCCGCCACCUUGACCCUCUUGAGAAGAGGUAGCCCUCUUAUUGGAAGAGCGGGGAGUGAAUCCCCGCCAGAAGAACAAGCCCCCACCUCGAAUGAUACAGCAUCAUUGGACUCUAGGACGUGGUGGGUACGAUGGGCUGAGUCGGAAGCGAUGCAUCGCGUCGUAUUUGCUGCCUUCAUGCUGGACAUCAUCCACGCAGCCAUGUUUGGGCAUACAGCGGACAUGGCGCCUCAUGAGAUCCGACUUCCGCUGCCUUGUGACGAUGCUCUUUGGACAGCUGCCACUCCUGACGUCUUCCGCCAGCUCGAUGGCAACUACCGCAUGUACGGCAUUAAGCAGGUUUCCUUUCUUGACGGACUGAAGAGCGCUCUCCACGGCCAAGAGGUAAAAACACACACCUUCGGACGGAUGAUCAUCAUGUCAGGCCUGCUGAGUGUUGGGUGGCAUCUGUCCCAUCGAGAAUCUCACCUCAAGUGGCUUGACCUGCGCACACCGAGCACUGAGACGCACGACGGCUGGAAGAAGAUCUUGCUGCGGGCUUUUGACGAAUGGAAGGAGAGCUUCGACAAGGCCGUCGGUGCGAACGACACACCUGAUGCACCAGGUCAACCAUCGAGCCCCAAUGGUCCGAUUCACUCAGCCGCUGCACUCUAUCACUUAGCAUACAUCAGCCUUCACGUUGACAUUGUCGACUGCCAGGUAUAUGCCGGCGCCAAGCGUUUGGUUGGACGUAAGGUUUCCACACGGGAUCACUCCAAUGCCGUUGCGCGGAUGAGGACCUGGUCCAACGCAGCCUCAACACGACAGGCCGUUCUCCAUUCUUUCAAACUUCUCUAUCGCGUCCUUGUGGACCAAAGAGGACCCAAACGACGAACAAGUAGUUUCGGUUCACUUCCUGAGCCGGUUUCAGUGUUCUAUUCAUGCCGCACAGAACCCGAUCCACAUCGGCCGUGGAUCAUGUACUACGCAGCGCUGACCAUCUGGUCGUUUGUUCAAGCACUUGGCAUCCCAAAUAAGAAUGCCCCACCUGGACGGUACAGCGAGAUCGCCAGGUACCUAGCCCACUUUGCCACCCUGGACGAGUUGAACGAUGAAUCAGCGAUGGACCUGAAUGAGAGACUGCCAGAACUCCUCGACUUGUUGAAGACGAGCCUCGAGCAGUCCCAUUCGGAGUUGCUGCGGGAAGCUAGCGACCGACUGAAGCUCUGCCGAGAAAUGCUGCGGUAG